Molecule: messenger RNA, 804 nt
Organism: Drosophila eugracilis
Lineage: Eukaryota; Metazoa; Arthropoda; Insecta; Diptera; Drosophilidae
Gene: Thor
Product: eukaryotic translation initiation factor 4E-binding protein
Exons: 2
Coding region: 215-568 (117 amino acids)
Biological process (GO): negative regulation of translational initiation
Cellular component (GO): cytoplasm
Molecular function (GO): eukaryotic initiation factor 4E binding
Source: RefSeq, a predicted model, not a curated record
GCCCGCCGUCGUGAUACCGCCAGCAAUCGCCUAGCGAACAGCCAACGGUCGACAUAUAGAAGCCAUACAGCGCAGCUCAACAGCUGAUAAACAGAAUACAAACAACGCAGUUUGUGUAAACAAUCAAAUUGUCGCAGCCAUAUCGAGUGUGCUUACAAGUCCAGCGGAAAGUUUUCACAGUUCCAUAAAAACACCAAACAAUCAAUCAGCAAACAUGUCUGCUUCCCCGACCGCCCGUCAAGCCAUCAGCCAGGCUCUGCCCAUGAUCACCAGGAAGAUUGUCAUCACGGACCCGAUCCAGAUGCCCGAGGUCUACUCCUCGACACCCGGCGGAACCGUCUACUCCACCACUCCUGGAGGCACUAAACUGAUCUACGAGCGGGCCUUCAUGAAGAAUCUGCGUGGCUCGCCCCUGAGCCAAACGCCCCCUUCGAAUGUGCCCAGCUGCCUGCUGAGGGGCACUCCCCGUACCCCCUUUCGCAAGUGUGUGCCAGUGCCCACGGAGCUGGUGAAGCAAACCAAGUCCCUGAAGAUCGAGGAUCAGGAACAGUUCCAACUGGAUCUGUAGGGGACUUGUCCCUAGUCUCACCAAGCAGCAACUGCCAAAAUCAUUUAGCCAUUAGACAACACCCACUAAACCCGAUCUUAUAAGCUUAGAGUGCAUCGUUUUAGCCAUACCCAUUACUAGAUGCUAAGUUCUUAGUUCUUCCACGUCGUUUUGUUCUUUCGGUCAUAUUGACUUAGUAACUUGUAAAUCUCUAGAUGUUAAGUAAAAAACAAUAAAAAAUACGCAUUAUUUAAAGA